AUGACAGAAAGAAACCAAACUAUCAUCUCAGAGUUCCUCCUCCUGGGCCUGCCCAUCAAAGCUGAGCACCAACACCUGUUCUAUGCCCUAUUUCUAGCCAUGUACCUUACCACUGUCCUGGGGAACCUCCUCAUCAUUAUCCUUAUUCGACUGGACCCCCAGCUCCACACACCCAUGUAUUUGCUUCUCAGCAACUUGUCCUUCUCUGACCUCUGCUUCUCCUCAGUCACAAUGCCCAAACUCUUGCAGAACAUGCAGAGCCAAGUCCCAGCCAUCCCCUACACAGGCUGCCUGACACAGAUGUACUUCUUCCUGUAUUUUGGAGACCUGGAGAGCUUUCUCCUUUUGGCCAUGGCCUAUGACCGCUAUGUGGCCAUCUGCUUCCCCUUACACUACACCAGCAUCAUGAGCCCCAAGCUGUGUGGGGGUCUGCUGGCGUUGUCCUGGCUGCUGACCACGUUGCAUGCCAUGCUGCACACCCUGCUCGUGGCCAGGCUGUCAUUCUGUGAGAACAACGUGAUUCCCCACUUUUUCUGUGAUUUGUCAGCUCUUGUGAAGCUGGCCUGCUCUGACACACAUGUCAAUGAGUUGGUGAUAUUUAUCAUGGGAUGUCUUAUAAUUGUCACUCCAUUUCUACUCAUCAUCAUGUCCUAUGCACGAAUUGUCUCCUCCAUCCUCAAGGUCCUUUCUGUUAGAAGUAUCCACAAAGUCUUCUCUACCUGUGGCUCCCAUCUAGCAGUGGUGUCACUGUUCUAUGGGACAGCUGGUGCUCUCUAUUUAUGUCCAUCAGCCAAUAACUCCACCGUGAAGGAGACUGUCAUGGCGAUGAUGUACACGGUGGUGACCCCCAUGCUGAACCCCUUCAUCUACAGCCUCAGGAACAGAGACAUGAAGGGAGCCCUGGGGAGAAUAUUUUAUAAGAAGAAAAUUCCGUUCUGCCGAUAA
Messenger RNA from Dipodomys ordii (Ord's kangaroo rat), 945 nucleotides. Its product is annotated as olfactory receptor 1468-like. Gene Ontology annotation, cellular component: membrane. Gene Ontology annotation, molecular function: G protein-coupled receptor activity; olfactory receptor activity. The transcript has a single exon. The record is from RefSeq and is a predicted model, not a curated record. Gene Ontology annotation, biological process: G protein-coupled receptor signaling pathway. Lineage: Eukaryota; Metazoa; Chordata; Mammalia; Rodentia; Heteromyidae. Bases 1 to 945 code for a protein of 314 amino acids.